Messenger RNA from Monoraphidium neglectum, 1650 nucleotides. RefSeq names its product Phosphatidylinositol3,4,5-trisphosphate-dependent Rac exchanger 1 protein. The annotation marks the transcript as partial. The record is from RefSeq and is a predicted model, not a curated record. Lineage: Eukaryota; Viridiplantae; Chlorophyta; Chlorophyceae; Sphaeropleales; Selenastraceae. Gene Ontology annotation, biological process: intracellular signal transduction. The transcript is spliced from 8 exons.
AUGGAGCGGUCGUGUUCGCAGCAGCAGUUUGUUAUGGAGAUGCCCAUGGAGGAGCUGGUGGAAAUAUCAGAAGCCAUGCGAGACGGUCUGCAGGGCCGCAUCAAGGACAGGACGCACCGCCUGCGCACGUACCGCCGCUGCUUCCCCGGCGCGGCGGGCGUGCGGUGGCUGGUGGAGAGUGGCCACGCGGCCGGCGACGAGCAGGCGGUGGCCCUGGGGAACGCGAUGCUGCAGGCCGGGCUGCUGCGUCACGUGGCUUAUGAGCACACCUUCAAAAACACGCAGCUGCUGUACAAGUUCACAUCUGAUGACGAGGGCGGCCCGCUCCUCGAACUAUCCGCGUCGCGCCCGGCCAGCUGCCGCCAGUCCGAGACAGGGACGCCCCGGCUGGAGGGCGCGCCGCCGGACGGCCUGGCGUCGGCCGCCUCGAUGCCGGGAUCCCUCCACUCGCGGCUGCCGCGAUUCACGCCACCGGCGCCGGGCGGCGGGAGCAGCUUUGCCCACCGCGCGCUGCUGAACGCCCAGGUCCACAGUCUGAAUCAGAAGCUGGAGAGGCUGGCCUCCCAGCACGCCACCCUCCUGGCUGCCAACGCGCAGCAGCAGGAGGUGUGGGAGGGCCAGGCCUCGUCAGACCUGCGGGAGGUGAAGGAAGCUAUCGGGCAGCUGGCGGGCGCGCUGGCGGCGACGCAGGAGCAGGUGUUGCAGCUCGUAUCGCAGGCCUCCAGCACGCACGGUCUGCUCUCUUCGCAGCGCGCCGUGUCUGCUGUGCAGCAGCUCAUAAUGGCGCUGGCGAUGCUGGCCCUCGGCACCGGCUGGGCGCCGCCCGCGCUGUGGGCGCUCGCCGCCGCCGCGGCCGGCGCGCUGGCGGUGGUGCUGAUGGACUGGGGCGCCGACGACGCGCGGGAGCGGCGCGCGGCGGCGCAGGAGCAGCUCGCGGCGCAGCGGCUGUCCGCGCGCGGCCUCGCGGCGCGGCUGAGCGGCGGCGGCGGCGGCGGCGGGCUGCCGCCGCUGAUCACAUCCCUGCAAGGCGAGCGGCUCGGCCAGCGCAACGGCGGCGGCGGCGCAAAGCUGGGCGCCGGCGGCGACGUCGUAGGCGGCGCAGCGCCGGGCGGCGUGUGUGUGGUGGCGUCGACUUCGACGGGAUCCACCGCGUCUGAGGGCGGGUCCGACGCGCCGCCGCCGAUGGCGCGGGAGGCGGAGGCGCUGCUGGUGGGGCGCGUGAUGGGCGGGAAGCUGCUGGAGGACACGGCGCCGGCGCUUGAGGAGUUUGAGGGCUGGCCCGACGGCGACGUCAUCCUGCGCCCCACCCCCAAGUCGUCCGACUUGGCCGUCACCCGGGUGACCCGCUAUGCGUCACCCAGCCAUGUGGCAGUGCCCACGGAGUUACACGCACGCUGGGAGGCGGACCAGGCCCCCUACACCGACGCCGCGGACGAUGAUGUCGACGAGCAGCAGCAGCAGGCUCGCCGGGACAGCGGCGGCGGCGGCGGCGAGAGCGGCGGCUGGGUGCCGCAGCCUGGGGCGGGGCUGCCGCUCAAUCAGUACGUCAUCCACUUUGAGAGCGACCUGUUUGUGGGCAAGAUGCUGUCGUACAUCAAGGGUCUGCCCAGCAGCCACGAGCCCUACUUCACUGGGAAGAAGCGGCGCUCG